AUGCUAGAAUCCCUCUUCCCAGGACCACAAGAUGUCCUGCCCCCAACUCCCUCCUGGUACCAGCAUGCCGCCGUGGGAAUCUGCAUCCUCUCCAUAUUCCUCCCUCCCGGUCCUAUCCGGCUGAGCACCGGUCUCCUCCUCCUUAUCCUAAUAAUCCAUGCCACUUUCUGGACUUAUGCACCUACGUACAAUGAAUACACGGUUUCCACGACAUCUAUGACUACGUUGUUUGCUUGGAUUGAUUUCGUAGCUUGCCACGAUCUGGAACAUGAUUUCUGGAAGGUUGAGAAGGAUGCUGAAGGUCACGUGGUCGAGAAGAGGGUUCCCAAUGGGGUUUGGGAAAAGCUGAAAUGGUCUACACUGUUUUGGUUCGGUUAUAGGAAGAUAGGUUGGAACAUCCAAGUUUCUUCCAUAUCUCCAGCGGUCCCCAGCGACUAUCCUCGAAGUCGGUUUCUGAGACAGAUGUUUUUGAAGACUAUCAAGAUGUACCUCAGCCUGGACCUCGCUUCCACAAGCCUCCGCCUUCUCAGCCAUUCUCGCAAUAAUGCCGACUUCUUCAAGGAGCCUCUCUUUACUCAAGUACUCAGCGGCUGGGCAACAGCAUCCAGAGCCUACUUCGGCAUGUCAUUUAUCUACCAUAUCGCUGCAUUUAUUGCUGUUCUUCUCUCCUUAACUCCCCUUUCAUCUUGGCCUCCUAUCAAUGGCUCUUUUCGGCAAAACUUCUUCUCCGUACGUCAAACGUGGGGAAGACUUUGGCAUCAAUUUAUCCGCCGUUAUUGCACUUCUGCUGGUCGUGCUGUGACACGAAUCUGCCAUUUCAAGAAAGGAGGAUUCGCUAGUCGGUAUACACAACUAUGGAUUGGGUUUGUGGUGAGUGCUCUCAUGCAUGCACCUCCAGCUGUAAUGUGGAGUGAUCGUGGGUUUUGGCAGGCGAUGGCUUUUUUGAGUCAGCCGGCCGCGAUCAUGGUUGAAGAUCUUGUCAUUCAUUGUGGGAAAGUCGUAGGACUAAGAGAUAAUGGUUUCAUAAGGAGCGUAGGGUAUUUGUGGACAUUCUUGUGGUUUUCAUACUCUCUCCGAUUUUGGGUUGCCACCGUUCCUGCACAGUACGCGGAAGGUGAUGAGCUGCCAAGUCUGAUCAAAUAUGUGAUCAAGAGAUUUGAAGUAAAAUCAGUGUAUGGAGUUGAGUAUUAG
Messenger RNA from Mollisia scopiformis, 1191 nucleotides. RefSeq lists its product as uncharacterized. Lineage: Eukaryota; Fungi; Ascomycota; Leotiomycetes; Helotiales; Mollisiaceae. The coding region runs from base 1 to 1191 and encodes 396 amino acids. The record is from RefSeq and is a predicted model, not a curated record. The transcript has 4 exons.